GGUAAAUCAUAAGAACAUCUUACGGGGUCCAUGCUACAUCCGUAUUGAAAGGCCUUUGUGUGCUUUUACCUCGUGCUUAAAUCAUGAAGUUCUUCGUAACGGCUACAGUUGUGUUUUCUUUGUGCAUGUCAACACUGGCAUUUUCUCCAUGGGAGCGAGGAAGUCGCCAUGGUUGGAUGGGUUUGCUACCUCGCAGGCGUCCUCUUCCACGUCAAAGAGAAUGCCCCGACGGCAUGCCCAUGGUACAGUGCAUGCUGGAUCCGUGUGACGUAGCCACCUGUCCCGGCAACCCCCGCGCGAGGUGUGAGCAUAACUUCUGUGGCGGAUGUAACGCAGUGUUCUACGACAAGACCGGAGCGAUGGCGGAUUGUAACGGCGAUGGCUGCCCGGAUGACAAGCCCAUGGCCCGAUGCAUGAUGGACCCGUGUGACGUCACGUCCUGCUCAGCCAAUCCUGACGCCACCUGUGUGGCUGACUACUGUGGAGGGUGUAAUGCAAACUUCUUCGACAGAUCCGGCGAACCAGCCUGUUGUGGCGGUGAAGGGCAGUCAUGUGACACCGGGCGGCCAAUAGGGAGGCAGGACGACUGUACCUGUCAGAGAGGCUUGGUGUGUUUUCCAAACGAGGGGUCUUUUACCAAAGGGACGUGCCAAACUGAGGAGUGGGUGGAAGAAAACGGAGGGCUACCACCUCAACCUAUCGGUUAAGCUAUGCAUUGUGUAUUAUGCAGUCUUCCGUGUACUUAUGGUCUCAUAGAUGAAUUUUUUUCUUCCCAUAGACUUUUAUGUCAUAAUACGUGUUUUACAUGGACGUGUUCAUAAUGAAGCUACAGCUAGUGUCAGCAUAUUUUUCAUUCUAUGUUUAGCAUAUUUACCCCAUAUCGUAGGAAAAAAUUGCCAACGCCAAAUAGACAUACGUUCUUUGUUUAUAGCAAGUCAAGUCAAAGUUUAUUGCGAAACAAUUGCAACGGGUACUUACAAACUACAAUUGGUCAAUCCACACAAAAGGCAUUUUUUUAGCUGUUACUGUACAACCGCACCACUCAGAACCCAGGACUGUGUACCUCCGACUUAGCGCGUGGCUGCCAAACUUUACCUGCUAAUUUUUCAGAUGCAAACAAGCUUUCACCGACCUAACUUUUGAGAUCAGUUUGCCUGUUUGAAAGAGAAUUCCUCACAGCUAAACACAAGCUUCGUGCAGCCGUUUAUUAAUCUUUUUAGCUUGGACUUAUAAUCUACAUUGUCAUUGUCCUUGCGUAGUGUCAUAGUCUACAUGGACCGUCUGACAGAAUAUAUUUUAGGAGUAAUACAUCAAUGAGACUUUAAAUUACAGAGAUAGUACAACACUUAUCAUAGCUGCUACAGUUUUCAAUCGUCCAUCUACUAUUUGCAAUUGUACUCCGUCACUGAAGGGAAAUUCUUCUGC
Messenger RNA from Branchiostoma floridae (Florida lancelet), 1425 nucleotides. RefSeq lists its product as uncharacterized. The coding region runs from base 84 to 707 and encodes 207 amino acids. The record is from RefSeq and is a predicted model, not a curated record. Lineage: Eukaryota; Metazoa; Chordata; Leptocardii; Amphioxiformes; Branchiostomatidae. The transcript has 5 exons.